ACGAAAAUAACACAAAAAUGGCGACUCAUUUCCUAACCUUUGGUUAGUUAUCGUCAGAUAUUGAGGACUGUGGAUGAGCUAGGGAGGGGAACAUGCCUAGCGAGGGUUCCUCAGACGUAUCUCUUUCCGCUGUUCAGUCAGAACUUUAUUUCCUAAUCUCCCGGUUCCUCGCAUCAGGACCAUGUCAGCGGGCUUCAGAGGCAUUGAGGCAAGAGCUGAAAGAACACCAGCUUUUACCAAAAAGAGUCGACUGGGAAGGCAGACAACACGAAAGAAGUUAUGAAAAUUUGGUCAAUCUUAAUCGCCACAUAUCUUCAAGUCACCUUCUGCAAAUAUGUCAACGUCUGGGCCCCCUCCUGGACAAAGAAAUCAAUUCAUCUGCAACAGGGUUACAAUCCCUUUUAGGCGCUGGAAAACAGUCCCUCUUGAGGACCAAAGAAUCGGUGCACCAUCCUCGAUGGCGACCCGAAAGGCAUUUAGCUACCCAUCAUCACCGAUCUUUACUGCCACCUGUAAACCUUGUGGUUCCCUCCCUUGGUCAUGUGACGAAGGCCCGAGAGAUAACGGGACAGAGUCGGAUGGACCUCAUCUGUCCCAUCUUCAUCUUCACUAAAGUGAGCAUGCAUGCCAGGAAGCUGGGGCAUCUGUCAGCUGUGUACUGUGUGGCCUUCGAUAGAACAGGCCAGUAUAUCUUCACCGGAGCUGAUGAUGCCCUUAUCAAGAUUUGGUUUGCUGCAAGUGGGCGACUGAUUGAUACACUCAGGGGACACAAUUCUGAAAUCACAGACAUUGCUGUGAAUUUUGAAAACACAUUACUAGCCUCUGGUAGCUGUGAUAAGAUCAUUCGGGUGUGGUGCUUAAGGACCAAAGCUCCAGUAGCUGUAUUACAGGCCCAUACAGGAAUGAUUACCUCACUACAGUUCUGUCCUCAGGCCAGGGGAGAGUAUCGUAUACUGUCCUCCACAGGUGGAGAUGGCUGUGUUUGUUUUUGGACCUGGAAUGUUACCACAAACAAAUUCAAUCCAAAACCAGCCAAGUUUAUAGAGAGAUCACGAGCUGGAGCCCAGAUGUUGUGUUCGUCCUUCAGUCCAGGGGGUGUGUUUCUGGCCACAGGAAGUGCUGACCAUGUGAUCAGAGUGUAUUUCCUGCAUGUCACAACACCAGAAAAGAUUUGUGAAUUGGAAGCUCAUACAGACCGUGUAGAUAGUAUCUGCUACAGCAACAGUGGUGAGAAAUUUGUCAGUGGAAGUAGGGAUGGAACAGCUCGGAUCUGGCGCUACGAACGACAGGAAUGGAAAUCUAUCGUUCUCUCAAUGUCAACAAAACUCCCCAGUUGUCCAAAAUCAGAGACGGAAGACAAGGGACAGAAGCCACGCGUCACUAUGGUCGCCUGGAACCUAGACGAUAACUUAGUAGUUACGGCUGUUAAUGACUGUAGCCUCAAAGUUUGGGAUUCCCACCAUGGCAAGCUAUUACAUGUUUUAAAGGCCCACGAGGAUGAGGUGUUCGUUUUAGAACAUAGUCCUACGGAUCCUAGAAUCUUCCUGAGUGCUGGACAUGACGGAUAUGUCAUCAUCUGGGACCUCAACACUGGCAACAAGAUCAAAAGCUACUUCAACAUGAUUGAGGGCCAGGGACAUGGUGCUGUGUUCGACUGUAAAUUCUGUCCCGAUGGAAACAGCUUUGUUGCCACAGACUCUCAUGGACACCUGCUACUGUUUGGAUUUGGUUCCAACGAAAAAUAUAAAGAGAUACCUCAGGAAUUGUUCUUUCACACCGACUACCGUCCAUUGAUGCGUGACAGCAAUAAUUACGUUUUGGAUGAGCAGACACAGCAGCCUCCUCACCUCAUGCCGCCUCCAUUCCUGGUUGAUAUUGAUGGCAAUCCUUAUCCUCCAAAAUUCCAGAGACUUGUCCCUGGCAGGGAGCAUUGUAAAGACAACUUACUAGUACCUCAGAUGGCUGUUAAUGAAACAGGGGACCAAGAGGUUGUAGGGGAGCGGGUGACGGAGGAUAAUGACGAACAACUGAUGCCCCCUCCUGUGGCCCCAAACAACCUAGAUAGCCUCAUCGAGCAGCUGCAGCGUGAACAGGACAAUCGUUUGGCUGCAAGAGGUUCUCAACGGGUGGCAAGGUCAAAUUCAGCGAGUGGUGGCAACCAUGCUCACAGGGUUGGAAUGAGAAUGAGUGGAGAAACUGAGGGAGUGCGGCAGUCACUAGGCAACAUCAACCAGCAGGCCACCCAGUCUGACCUCGCUGCCUGGAGUAGACGCAUCAUUGUCAAGGAGCUCCACCCUUCUGUACUCUCGAGUUGUGAAGAAAUGAGAAUGGCCCAUGCUGAAAUUGAGGCAAAGAGGUUUCUGGCGGAGAGAAAGAAGAAACCAUUGUAUUUCCACCAUCAAGGUGAAGUGUCCACCCCAGUGACUCCACAAAACAAAUCUCGGCGACGUCCGAGGGUUGGACAACAUUCAGACACCACAUCACCUGAGAACGAGGAAACUGCCACUAACAGACUCGCCACACGGGCAUUGUACGAUACAGAGGAGGAGGAGGAUGAGAAUGACCAGUCAGGGCUAUGGAACAGUAGUAGCGGCAGCGAGUCCAGUGACUACUCUGACUGGGUGGGCGACAACAAUACCACAAGCCUACAGCCACCCAAGCGUACCUCUCUCCGGCGACGAAAACAGAGACGUAUGACAUCAUCAGAGGAAGAGGAGGAGGACCAAAGUGAUACAAACAAUGACACAACGACAACUCGGCGACCAAGACCUCAGAGGAAAAAACCAGAACCAAAGGAGAAGAAACCAAAUAAAACAACAAGGAGACGACAGCAAAUAGUAAAAAAGAUGGGUGGGGUUGAGGAACUUCCAGAGGAGUUCCGUCCCCCAGAGUGGCUGACUGACACAAAACCGAGGAAGACGCCAUAUGUUCCUCAGAUGGGAGACGAAGUGAUGUAUUUCCGACAGGGUCAUGCACUCUAUCUACAAGCGGUCAAACGCCAUAAUGCCUACAACGUCAACUCUAACAAGAACCAGCCAUGGAACAAGUAUCCUCACCUCAGGGAACAAGAGUAUGUGAAGAUUGUUGGGAUAAAAUACGAAGUCCGUCCUCCCCGCCUCUGCUGUUUGAAGCUGGCCUUCAUCGACCCAGAGACGGGCAAAACUUCCGGGGGUUCAUUUAAUAUAAAGUACCAUGACAUGUCUGAUGUUAUAGAUUUCCUUGUGCUCAAACAAACAUAUGAUGUGGCCAUGAAACGGAGAUGGAAAGCAAAUGAUAGGUUCCGGUCUAUGAUCGACGAUGCAUGGUGGAUGGGAACAAUAGUAUCACAGGAGCCAUUUCAACAAGAGUAUCCUGACAGCAUGUUUCAAUGUUUCAAUGUCCACUGGGACAAUGGUGAGAUAGAGAAAAUCAGUCCCUGGGAUAUGGAACCAAUAGGAACAUGUCAGAUGCCAGAUGAACAGGGAGGAGGUGUGCCUGUGACCCAGGAAGAGGUGAAGUCGCUGAUGUACACACCCAAUUCAGGGGAGUGGCCGUCAUGUGGACGGGACGCAGAAUGUGAACGUAUUAUAAGGUGUAUGGAGGUGGUAAUGGAACAUUCUAUAGCGGAACCUUUCCUCACACCUGUCGAUCUCAACGCAUUCCCUAUCUACGCUAUUGUUAUUGAAUAUCCCAUAGAUCUCACCACCAUCAAAUCCAGGCUAGAAAACAGAUUUUACAGGAGAGUUAAUUCCCUACAGUUUGAUGUACGGUAUAUCGAAAACAAUGCCAACACCUUCAACGAACCAGGGACACCUAUUGUGAAAAGUGCCCAGAUGGCCACAGAAAUACUACUUAGAAUCAUCAGUGAUGAAGACUGUAUAGACCCACAUUCCAUCAUAUCGGGGUUGUGUCAGGGUGAAGAGUUUAACUGGAGCUCCACAACCUCCGACAGUGACCGGGAGGAGAAUAGUCAGACCAGAAAACGCAAACGUGGUGACUCUGAUACACCGCGGAAGAGACAGAAAACUGAGCAGCGACACAAGACUAUUAAUUCGUGGAAGGAGGAGUGUCUUCAACUACUGGUCACAAUGCUCCACUGUGAGGACUCGGAACCUUUCAGGGAGCCUGUCAGUGUCGUCAACUAUCCUAAUUACAACAGUAUUAUUGACGAGCCCAUGGACCUAGGAACUGUCAAAGAGAACUUAGAUAAUGGAGAAUACUCGGACCCAACGGAACUAUGCAAGCACAUUCGACUGGUGUUCCAUAACUCUAAAGUUUACAACACCAACAAGCGGUCCAGGAUUUAUACUAUGACUUUAAGACUGUCAGCUAUGUUUGAAGAACAAAUAAAGGAUAUUGUGAUUGACUGGAAAUCUGCUAAGAAACGGAUGUCUCGAUCCAGAAGUAUGACAGAAAAUUCACGAUAUACAGAGCGGCGACUAACCAUCAAUAGUCUGUCAUCUGAAGAUUUACACGAUACAAGUAGUGCCAGACCAGGUCCCUCAUCAUCAGGACUGAUGUCCACACGACGGACUCAGCGCAUGCUCAGCUCAUCCACGACUCAAGCUGAUGACGACGAUGAUGAAGAAAUAGAGGUAGAUGUGGAUACAUCUGGACCGAGUACCCGAUCAUCACAUUCAAACCAUGUGGGAAAACGCACACGAAAAUCAGGGCCUAAAAAGACUGAGCCCAACCAUUAUGAUUCGGAGACGGAAGUAGAGAGUGAUACAGAGGAAGAAGAGGACAUUCAACCCUCAAAAUCCCAACGAAUUCGUCCUUCUAAAGCCUCAACUUCCAAACAAACUCAGAACAAAGUCAAAGGUAAGAUGUCGGUGACAUCAAAUGGCCAACACAAGACAAGAGCAUCCACAGGAACGAUCAAACCUAGGCGGUACUGUGUUGAUGGAUCGUUCACCGAUGAUGAAAAAUCAUUGUUAAAAACUGCAUCACCAUCACACUCAUCUUCAUCCUCAUCGUCUUCAACAGAAGUUGAAUCUAAUGACAGUAGUUCAUCAAGUUCAUCUUCAGAUUCUGACUCAUCGUACAAUAGCAUGGAUGCCAAACCCCAAAGACCGACUAGAAGAAGUAAACAUGUUAGGCCCUCGGUCAAACCCAGGUUAAAAGCUUCUGAUAAUGGAUUUGUGAUAGAUAGGAACAAAAAGAAAAGUAAUAAUAAUUCCAAAGUGAAAAAGACAAGUAACAGUGCUACCUCAUCUCGCCGAUCAAAAUCAUCUGGGACAGUUCAACGAACGACCAGAAAUCAAGGUCGACAGACUGUGAGAUACCAGGAGGACAGUGAGGGUGAACCUGAGGAUUCUCGGGGUCUGGAGGGGUCAGGGUCAGGCACUGACUCGGACUACAGUGUGGGACAUGAAAGGCCUGACAUCAGUACUAGUAGUAGGGGUCGUGUCAGGAAACUCACAGCCCGGGCCAGGGCAAGUCUCAUGGGGGAAUAAUAAUGGGUGUGGAUAUCAGUGAGUCCGGUGUGUCAUAAUAUACAUGUAGUGCUUUUGUUGAUAUUAUAUUUGAUAAUUAUGUACUGGGUUGAAAUACUGGAAAUGCUAUUGGAAUUUGUCUGGAAACCUUAAUGCUUUAAGGAGUAUAAAACAAAUAUGAUUAUAUAUAUCAAUCAGAAUAAGGAUUGUGCCAAAAAUGCAUUUACCAAUAGUGAUGGACAAUGUCCAGCUAUACAGAAUUAUUCAUGUUGUGAUUUUUCUUCGAACCAUUUUUUAUACAUACAAAGAAAAAAGUAUCAAAUUCUGCAUUGCUAAAUCAAAGAAAGUAGUAUCUAAUUCUGCAUUACUAAAACGUGUUUGGGUAUAUAAUGUUCCCUGUAAAUAUUGCUGAAUUGGUAAAGCUAUAAUAAAUUUUAGAUGCUGGUAUCAUUAAUGAACCAACCUACUCCACCAGAAGACUGAUCUCAUCAUAUGUAAUAUGUGUAUCUUGGUGCCAAUGUUAUGGUCCAGUAUGACUGUAGGGAUAUCAUCUUUUAGUGUUCAAUGGCAAACUGUCAGAUUAAAUUUGUUUAUAGAGACUAUGGACAAGCAAUGAUAAGCUUGUGUGCAACGAAGAAUACAUAUGUAUACAAUCAUUUGUUUAUGUGUAGAUUUGAAUCUAGGCCAACAUGCUAAUUAUAGUGCAAUGGUUUGUUGAAAUUUUAGUAAGUAUGGUGUUUCAGAUGAUGUGUGGAAAUGUGAUUUAGAUAUGAAGUUUGCAUGUGUAGCAUCAUGAAGGAUACGUGGAUAGGAAGCAAAAUUUUGGAAAUUAUUAAAAAUAUACUAGUUGAAUUUUAGCUCAUGAGUAGAAUUAUUUUAUUAAAUAUGUUUCCAAGUGAAUUUUUUUAGAGGUUUUAAAAUAAAAUAGAUGGAAUAUUACAUUAAAUGACAAACUAAAGUGAUUCUAAAAAGAGAUGCCAUGAAAUGCUCUAAAAGGUUGCUAUCAAAUUGAAUAGGGGUAGGUAGAGCUGUCCAGAUAUUGUGUGGUACACAAGCUAAAGAGGUGGGUGGACCUGUCCAGAUAUUGUGUGGUAUGUAAGCUGUAGGGGUAGGUAGAGCUGUCCAGAUAUUGUGUGGUAUGUAAGCUGUAGGGGUAGGUAGAGCUGUCCAGAUAUUGUGUGGUACACAAGCUAUAGAGGUGGGUGGACCUGUCCAGAUAUUGUGUGGUACACAAGCUGUAGGGGUGGGUGGACCUGUCCAGAUAUUGUGUGGUACGUAAGCUGUAGGGGUGGGUGGACCUGUCCAGAUAUUGCGUGGUACACAAGCUGUAGAGGUGGGUGGACCUGUCCAGAUAUUGCGUGGUACACAAGCUGUAGAGGUAGGUGGACCUGUCCAGAUAUUGUGUGGUACACAAGCUGUAGGGGUGGGUGGACCUGUCCAGGUAUUGUGUGGUACACAAACUGUAGGGCUUGGUGGACCUGUCCAGAUAUUGUGUGGUACGUAAGCUGUAGGGGUGGGUGAACCUGUCCAGAUAUUGUGUGGUACAUAAGCUGUAGGGGUAAGUGGAGCUGUCCAGAUAUUGUGUGGUACACAAGCUGUAGGGGUAGGUGGACCUGUCCAGAUAUUGUGUGGUACACAAGCUAUAGAGGUGGGGGUCCUGUCCAGAUAUUGUGUGGUACACAAGCUGUAGGGGUGGGGGUCCUGUCCAGAUAUUGUCUGGUACACAAGCUGUAGGGGUGGGUGGACUUGUCCAGAUAUUGUCUGGUACACAAGCUGUAGGGGUGGGUGGACUUGUCCAGAUAUUGUGUGGUACGUAAGCUGUAGGGGUGGAUGGAUCUUUCUAGAUGUGGUUUAUAAGUUAUGCCAUUGGGCCCUGCCAAGAUACACAUGUGUUCAUAUUGCUCAAAAAAGAAUAUUCCAGAAUGUGUUUUUGUGUAUCUUUAUGGUCAUAACCCAAGCUCUUAAAUAUAGAGACUGUUUUGAUGUAUAUUUAUGUGGACUUUGAUGUAUCAAAGAGCAACUUAAUUUCAGUAUGGCCUUUUAACCUAUCGCUGUAGAUUGGUUUGAGAAGGUUUAUCAUGCCUUUGAUGUACAAACAACCUUCAAUAUUUCGUUGUGUAUAUCAUAUAUGAAAUCUCCAACAGUCAUCUCACAAACUGAUGUGGUAGCUUGACAAUACAAUAUUUAUGUAGAAUGAUUAUUAUAUAAUUAUAUAUAUAUUACAUAAAACCAGACUUAAGUUAAGAAGAUUGUUGAAAAUUAUAUAAAUUAAAACAGGUAUUAAUUUAUUCAAAGACACCGUUUUGUGGAUAUAUUUAAAUUCAGUAUUUAUAUUUUAAUUGAUAAUUUUGUAUCAACUGUCAGCUGUAUAUGAUGACCAAUAUCUCGUUGAUAAUGCUUAUUUUGGCCAGUAAAUGAAAGUACUGUUACAGUAAACGUACAUAUUUUAGCAUUUUUUGCGCUGGAAGAAUUUCGCUAAAUUUUGAUUGCGCUAAUGAUCGUUUAUCUACAUUGUUUGUUUUAUGUGGCAAGCAUUGUCAAUGUGCUAAUUCAUCAUCUGCUUAAAUCUGGUUUUGCGCUAAAAAUUUAGUUCGCUAAAAUAUUUUCGUUUACAGUAAGCUGUAUAACUUAAAAUUAGAGGGUGGGGGGGAUCUUUCUUUGAUGAAAUCUAUACAGUAAAUGAAAGUUGUUUAUUUAUGAAUACAGCACAAAAUCAUGUACUUUUAGUCAGCAAUUAUGCUCAUUUGUGUAUACAUCCAUGAAUUGCCUACUGUGUACAACUUUAAAAUUGUAUACAUGCCUCGUGUAAUAAGUAAUGUACUUUAUGUUGUGUCAGUGUGGACAAUAAUGACCACAAAAAUCAUCAAUAAUCACACCUCCUUUAUCGAUCAUGAAACAAAUCUAUCGUUCAGAAAAUCAUUUAUACACAAAGUGUAGAUUCCAUUAUCAUUAAGUAAAGGUCGUGGCCUAAAACAUUUUUCAUUACUUCACUAUACAUGUAUACCAUUAUUCCUAUAUAGUGAUAAGUGCCAAAUUUCUGUCUACAAUGUUGAAGGGUUGUUCCCCAUUUAUGUAUGUGGCCUGUGAGAUUAUCAGUUCUGAAGCUGUCAUGUAUAGUGAUAUGUAGUUGUGAAGCCAUAUUAACUUGUAUGUAAUGUUUUGAUGGUGCCUAGUUCAGUGUCAACUUCAGCAAUUAUCAAAUUUGGACUCAACUUUAUCUUGAAUGAAAUGCAUGCUUUGCUGUUAUUACACCACCUUUACCUGUGUUUAUCCAGCACUAAGCCCAUGUCUGGUAAUUAGCCCAUGUCUGGUAAUAAGCCCAUGUCUGGUAAUUAGCCCAUGUCUGGUAAUAAGCCCAUGUCUGGUAAUAAGCCCAUGUCUGGUAAUUAGCCCAUGUCUGGUAAUAAGCCCAUGUCUGGUAAUUAGCCCAUGUCUGGUAAUAAGCCCAUGUCUGGUAAUUAGCCCAUGUCUGGUAAUAAGCCCUUGUCUGGUAAUAAGCCCAUGUCUGGUAAUUAGCCCAUGGAUGGUAAUUAGUCCAUGUCUGGUAAUUAGCCCAUGUCUGGUAAUAAGCCCAUGGAUGGUUAUAAGCCCAUGGAUGGUAAUUAGUCCAUGGAUGGUUAUAAACCCAUCCAUGUUUGCAACAGUUAAUUGGAAAUGUGAACAAAUACAAUUUCACUGUCCAGUGUCCAUUAAUCAGCCCUUCUCCUAAUUUGAGCAGAGAUUAUGUUGGCCCUCGGGCUUAUUGCCAGAUAUAUAUAACUUAAUAAUUAUGGGCAACUGGUAUAUUUCAAGUCAGCCAGAUAAUAAAGUUUAUCUCUUUCCAACAAUUGAAAUUUGAAAGACCAGCUGUUUCAAAACUACCUUCCUAAUUCAGAUAUUUCACCGUUUUCGUAAAUGAUAGAAGAAUGUAAUGAAGUAGCAUUGGUAUCUGAUUGAAAUCUGGAAAAUACUGGCAGUACUUCGGUAGACAGUACAGAUGGAGGUAAAGAAAAAUGAGCCAUCGCUUAUUGCAGUGCAAGUCUUGAAAUUAAAGGAUUGUACAGUUUGACUUCCAAUGUUGAUCAUUAUAUUAGUGAUAAUCUAUAUCAACGGAUGUCAUUAUCAGAUGGUGUGCACAGAGAGAAUGGAUGUCAUCAUCGGAUGGUGUGCACAUAGAGAAUGGAUGUCAUCAUCGGAUGGUGUGCACAUAGAGAAUGAAUGUCAUUAUCAGAUUGUGUGCACAUACAGAAUGGAUGUCAUUAUCGGAUGGUGUGCACAGAGAAUGGAUGUCAUUAUCGGAUGGUGUGCACAUAGAGAAUGAAUGUCAUUAUCGGAUGGUGUGCACAUACAGAAUGGAUGUCAUCAUCGGAUGGUGUGCACAUAGAGAAUGAAUGUCAUUAUCGGAUGGUGUGCACAUACAGAAUGGAUGUCAUCAUCGGAUGGUGUGCACAUACAGAAUGGAUGUCAUCAUAGGAUGGUGUGCACAGAGAAUGGAUGUCAUUAUCGGAUGGUGUGCACAUAGAGAGAAUGGAUGUCAUUAUCGGAUGGGGUGCACAUAGAGAGAAUGGAUGUCAUUAUCGGAUGGUGUGCACAUAGAGAGAAUGGAUGUCAUUAUCGGAAGGUGUGCCCAUAGAUUCAAUUUGUGUGUCUUAAACUUGUUAUUAUCUCACCACAAGAACUGAAUUGUAAAGACUUGUCGUCUAAUUUGUAAAUGCUUGUUGUAUAUGCAUAAUCAAUUAGUAAUGGAAGCGUUGGAAUAAAAAUCUAGAGCAGGGUAAAUGUAUGGUGAAAAUGUUGUAACAUAUCUACAGAUCUCCAGGAUUUAUUUGGUUUUUUUUUCAAAUUGGUUAACUCCUUGGUAAUCUCAUAUUUAGUUUUGAUGUCAGUCAUGUGAUAUUAAAAAAACUGAGAAAAUUUAAUUUCAAAAGAAAACUCUUUUUUUGCAAAAUUAACGGUAUAAUUAAUUGUAAUAUUUUUUUUCUUUUUUUUUUUGCUCUGGUUAUAAUGAUUUCUGCUAGUGAAUGUGAUUUUGCCGAUUUUUUCCCCUUUUUUUAUUGAAUAUUUUCCCUGAAAAAAUCAACUGUUUUAAAAUUAUGUUUUUUGGAAAUAAUCAAAUUGUUAAUUAUGAACAGAAUGGGAUCAACUUUGACUAUUAUAAGAAUAUCUGAAGUUGUUGUCUGAUGAUGAUAAAUGUGUCCUUUCAUUAACCAUUGUUGUAUAAAGAAGCAUUGAAAACACAUUUGUAAGUAUGUUUCUCAAAUUAUGUAAUUCGUAAUCAAAUUCCUGCUUAAUAUUGACUUUGUUAAACGUCAAUAUUGCAUGUAUACCUGCGUUCAAUUCUCGACAUGCAUGUUGUUUAUGGGUAAAUGUUGAUGAAAAUGUUGUGAAACCUUUGUUUUGAUUGUUAUACUUAGUGAGAAUGGGUAUUUAUACGUGUUCAUAUACGUAAAAGCAAGACCAGAAUCAGAUGUACAUACAAGUUUUAUCAUCACUUUGGCUAACUUGUGUCCCAUACAGCUGUGCUUGUAUGUUAGGCCUGGAUACUGACUUUUGCAAUCUUUGUACAAUACUGCUAACGGGUGACAUCUGUUCCAUAUUGUCUGGCUGCAUUUGAUCUUUAACAUUCCUUUGUAGCCAGCUGUAUUAAAUACAAAAUGAAUAUUUUUUCCAGA
This is a messenger RNA of Pecten maximus, 11065 nucleotides long. RefSeq names its product PH-interacting protein-like. Gene Ontology annotation, biological process: cytoskeleton organization; regulation of transcription by RNA polymerase II; regulation of cell shape. Gene Ontology annotation, molecular function: protein binding. NCBI's taxonomy places the organism in Eukaryota, Metazoa, Mollusca, Bivalvia, Pectinida, Pectinidae. Gene Ontology annotation, cellular component: nucleus. The transcript has 35 exons. The coding region runs from base 93 to 5435 and encodes 1780 amino acids. The record is from RefSeq and is a predicted model, not a curated record.